Molecule: messenger RNA, 606 nt
Organism: Megalops cyprinoides (Indo-Pacific tarpon)
Lineage: Eukaryota; Metazoa; Chordata; Actinopteri; Elopiformes; Megalopidae
Gene: lin28aa
Product: protein lin-28 homolog A
Exons: 4
Coding region: 1-606 (201 amino acids)
Molecular function (GO): nucleic acid binding; zinc ion binding
Source: RefSeq, a predicted model, not a curated record
AUGGGCUCUGUUUCCAACCAGCAAUUUACAGGGGGCUGCGCGAAGACGGAAGAGGAGGAAGGGCCAAGCACCGAGGAGGGUUCGCGCUCCUUCCACGGCAGCGGCGUGUGUAAAUGGUUUAACGUGCGGAUGGGCUUCGGCUUCCUGUCCAUGACGAGCCGGGAGGGCACCCCGCUCGAGGCCCCGGUCGACGUGUUUGUCCACCAGAGCAAGCUGCACAUGGAGGGCUUCCGCAGCCUGAAGGAGGGUGAGGCUGUGGAGUUCACCUUUAAGAAGUCGGCCAAAGGCCUGGAGUCUCUGCGGGUGACGGGCCCUGGCGGAGCUCCCUGUGUGGGCAGCGAGAGGAGGCCCAAGGGCAAGAGCAUCCAGAAGCGCCGCUCCAAGGGAGACAGAUGCUACAACUGUGGAGGACUGGACCACCAUGCCAAGGAGUGCAAGCUGCCCCCACAGCCCAAAAAGUGCCAUUUCUGCCAGAGCAUCGCACACAUGGUGGCCAACUGUCCAAUCAAAGCACAGCAAUCAUCACCCAGCUCUCAGGGAAAGCCCGCCUCACUGAAGGGGGAGGAGGAAGAACACGCCCCCAUGCUUCCAGAGAGCUCUGAUUGA